AUGCACCUGAACCAGUCUGACCUGCAUUUCUUCCCUUUCCUGAAGGGCAAGGUGGAGGAGAGAGGGAGGGGUGCUGGCGAAGGCUUUACAUUGAAUUUACCUUUGCCAGAAGGUGCGGGUGACGUAGAAGCCUGGCAAUUGCUAGAGGAGUUUGCCUUCCCGGCUUUGCAGGCCUUCUCCCCGGAGGUUUUGUUCUUAGCCUUGGGCUUCGACGGUUUGGAGGGCGAUCCAUGCCUGGCGGGUUUGUGCUUGAGCAGCAGCUUCUUACAACGCGUGGUACGACGUUGCUGCCACUUGUGCCAACGGGUGGUUUGCACCUUGCAAGGCGGCUACCAGCCAGAGGCGACUGCUGAAGCGCUUUCCAGCGUUUUGGAUGUUCUGGCCGAAGAAGGCCAUCCAUGUGACGAGGCCAAUGACCAUAGUGACCCUGGAUGCCCUCAGAGCUUCCAGGAGUACAUCGCUGGCAUAAAGGCAGUGCUUGCAGACAAGACUACCUGGUGGUCAGUUGAGCAGAGCUUCGAGUAUGUGCCUGAGGGCAUGCACCGACCACGCGAGGAUAGUGAACACUCAGAGACUUCCGCAAGACAGAGCGGAAAAAGGUUCCACGUGCAUAUUCUAUCAUGUUCUAUCGGACUGGCUUCCGAGGGGACAUUCGGAAGAUUGAUGAAGACUGGACCGGUACGUGUGCGAGUGAGAAGAAGUGGCUAUAGAACCGCGUGUCAUUUGUUUCAGUCACCACUUCUUGGUUCAGCUCUUAAAGGCAAGCUAGGGGCAGGGCUGGGAGCCACAUGUUAUAUUGGCACAUAUUUUGGCUAA
Durusdinium trenchii is the source of this 816-nucleotide messenger RNA. Lineage: Eukaryota; Dinophyceae; Suessiales; Symbiodiniaceae. The record is from the annotation of a GenBank genome assembly.